Molecule: messenger RNA, 735 nt
Organism: Olea europaea var. sylvestris
Lineage: Eukaryota; Viridiplantae; Streptophyta; Magnoliopsida; Lamiales; Oleaceae
Product: protein LITTLE ZIPPER 3-like
Exons: 2
Coding region: 124-453 (109 amino acids)
Source: RefSeq, a predicted model, not a curated record
AAACUCAUCUCAUUUUCCAUUCAAACAUAUCACACAGAGCAAUUCACACUAAAAAUAUUCUUGUUUCAUUGUAAAAUACCCCCACACCCCCAACUCUCCAAAAAUAAAUAAAUAAAAUCAAGAAUGUGUAUUAAUCCCACAGAAUGGAUUCUACCACACAAUCUUCAAGUUCCUUCACAAAGACGACCGAAGCGAUCUAGGGUUCGUGUACACAACCUUGCAAGAAGAAAGCAAUGCAAAGAGAAGAUUGGCAAGGUUAUGGAGCUUAAGAAUUUGAAGCUGUACAUGGAGAAUAUCAGUAUAAUAGAAGAGAAUGAGAAGUUGAGGAAAAAGGCUUCUCUCUUGCAUCAAGAAAAUCUUGCUCUAAUGUCUGAGUUACAAAACAGAUUUUCCAAGCAUGAUCUUCUUAAUAACGAUCAGUCGAAGAACACCGUGCAUUCUUCUGACGGGUAGAGGUGAAAACCCGUGCUGACUAUCACGAUGUCCUUUCUUGUAGUCGACGCAAUCAUAAGUUUUUCAUCGAGUCUGCAAGAAAUUAAUUAUUUUCUUCUCAUAGUACUGCUCCAUCUGUUUCUCUUUUGACUUCUCUUCUUGUGUUAGAUUAAGCAAGAGGUACUCACAUAUCUGGCAAAUUUGUGUAACUAUAAUUCUCAAUCGGGUAUGUACAAGAAUUAAUAGGUAAGAUUAUUGUUGGCCUUUCUUCUUUAUUUAUUAUAUAUAUUUUUAAUUUCGGCA